UUUUAAUUCAUGCCUGACUGUACAUACCAUUUAUCUUCUUCCUGUACAUUAUAAAUACAAAAAAAAUAUUAAAUAAUUUGAACGACUAAUUAGAUAUUUAAACAGAAAAGUAAAUAGAAGAUAUUUAUACUAUUUUAAAAAUGUCUUUAAUUGAAGAUAGAAAAGAUUCUUCUGGAAAAAAUGCAGAUGUAGUUUAUUGUACAUUUUGUCCAUCGAAAAUUCUUAAUGCUGGUGCUGCUACUUUUGUAAAUAUUGAGUUUUCUCUUCCUGAAAUUUUGUGUAAAAAAGGAAGUGAAGGCACCAGUCGCGAAAUGAUUUCAGACUGCUGGAUGGUGGAAGACAUUAAUUGCUUUGAAAAUAUUGGCGUCUCUCACACAGUUGAAAAUGUGAAAUAUCUCGCAUGUGCAGAUUGUGAAAGAGGUCCAGUAGGAUGGCACGAUUUAUCCACAUACAAAUCGUAUAUCGCCCUUUCUCGCGUCAAGCACGAGAAACCGAAUUCUCAGAAAAAGUGAUGAAACUGAUUUAUAACAACGAAAAUAGACGGGUUUAUAUGUAAAAAAAAAAGAAGAAAAGACUUUAUCACAUUCUAUUUUAAUUUUAUAUUUAUGUAUGUGAAUUUAGUGGACGCAGUCACUUUGCUUGUACAUAGUGCGCAAGAAUGAUUGAUCUUUGAUCAGUAUUGUUAACAAAGUCUAAUUUUCCACAGAUUAUCAAAAAGUAAAAAAAGCAAUGAUAGUCUCGAAAACGCACAAAAUGCUUUUACUUUUAAAUAAAAUUGAUACCUAAA
Leptopilina heterotoma is the source of this 787-nucleotide messenger RNA. It is a transcript of the gene strat, whose product is annotated as guanine nucleotide exchange factor MSS4 homolog. Gene Ontology annotation, molecular function: zinc ion binding; guanyl-nucleotide exchange factor activity. Gene Ontology annotation, cellular component: cytosol; membrane. Gene Ontology annotation, biological process: post-Golgi vesicle-mediated transport; small GTPase-mediated signal transduction. Lineage: Eukaryota; Metazoa; Arthropoda; Insecta; Hymenoptera; Figitidae. The record is from RefSeq and is a predicted model, not a curated record. The transcript is spliced from 2 exons. Bases 141 to 512 code for a protein of 123 amino acids.